Messenger RNA from Theobroma cacao (cacao), 2477 nucleotides. RefSeq lists its product as uncharacterized. Lineage: Eukaryota; Viridiplantae; Streptophyta; Magnoliopsida; Malvales; Malvaceae. The record is from RefSeq and is a predicted model, not a curated record.
UGCUACUAACAAGUAAAUAUGAGCGUUGACCUUGAUUCUUUCCAUCCUCCCAAGAACCUCCCUCUCAAAUCUCUCCCAAAUUCCCAAAUCCGGAAGCACCCUUCUUGGCUUUUAAUCUCUUUUGCGUUGAAACCUUUCUCUUAACCUCCAAAUCAGGGGCAGACACAAAAAGAAAGGAGAGAUGAGUGAGUCUGAAAAUUUUGGACAUGAGCAUCCCCUGGUGUUGAAUGAAGGGCAGAGCACGCCCAGUGAAGAAGCUUACUGCUCAAGGUGUGAGGAGGAGGUGACACUGUCAGCUCCAAGUUUUAGCUGUGUGGAGUGUGGGUUUUACCUCCAUAAGAGAUGUGCUGAGGCACCCCUGGAGAUCAAUCACCCUUUUCAUCCCAAGCAUCCUCUCCUCCUCCUGCAAAGUUCACCUUAUGCUCCGGGGUUAGACUGCAUUUGUGAUUUUUGUGAUGAGAUAUGUGAGGCUUCCAUUUAUCAUUGCUCUUGCGGAUUAGACUUUCAUAUCGCGUGUGCUUUAUUUACAUAUAAUAUUGCUCAACAAAAUGUUGAAGAGCUUCAACAUGUUGCUCUUGAAGAGCCAUUGAUUUCCACCGAAAACGAUGGUGAAAAACUUGAAAGUUUUCAUUGUUUCGGGUGUUGGAAACCGUUGCUAAGUUCUACCUACUUUUCUCUUGAUUGUGGAUUCCAUCUCCAUAAAAAAUGUGCUGAAUUACCUCUCAAAAUCAAUCAUAUGUGUCACCGCAAACAUCCUCUUGUUCUACAAUUUAAUAGUCUACGGCUUUCUUGCAACAUAUGCGAAGAAACCCGACGAAGAGGAUUUGUUUAUUGUUGUUUGCCUUGCAAGGUUGCUGUUCACAUUGAGUGUGUAUCAACCGCACCCCCACCCAUCAUUGAAGAUAAAAGUCAUCAACACCCAUUCACCCUGUUUUGGAUACAAUUCCCUUUCAUUUGUAGUGCAUGUGGUACUGAAGGAAAUUGUGCUGCCUACAUGUGUAGCACAUGCAGCAUUAUAGUUCAUAAAAAAUGCAUUUCAUUACCACGCAUUAUCAAACACAAGUGGCAUCACCAUCGCAUUUUUCACAAAUAUUUCCUUCAUGAAGACAAUUUUGAGAGUUGGGAUUGCAUAAUUUGUCAUGAAGACGUCAAUGCAGCGCACGGCUGUUACUUUUGUUCAGAUUGCAAAAUUACUGCCCAUGUGAAUUGUGCAACAAAGGAAAAAAAUUGGUAUUAUGAAGUCUCACCAGAAAAUCAAGAUGAGGAAUCUACGAAUAGUUUGGCACUUUUGCCUGGUGAAUCUAUCGACUCCAUCACUUGUGUUAUUGAGAGGAAUGAUGCUGGAGAAGCCACAAAAAUAAAACAUUUCAAGCAUAUGCAUGAGUUGAUGUUAAGUGAGAAAAUUGCGGAGUAUGAUAAAUAUUGUGAGGCGUGCAUGUUACCUAUCUCAGCUUCCUUUUACUAUUGUUUAGAAUGUGAUUUCUUUCUUCAUAAAGCCUGUGCUGAAUUACCUAAGAUGAUGAAGCAUGUUUGGUUUCAUUAUUGCCAGCAAAGUUCCUUCAUCCUCAUUUCUGACUGCAUUUUUAGAUGUGAAUCAUGUCGUUACCUAUCCAAUGGCUUUGCCUAUAGAUGUAACGAAUGUGGCGAUCGUGUAUGCCUUCGAUGUAUGUCUCUAACUCCUGAUACUCUAACAUGUCAAGGACAUAAACACCCCCUCCUUCUUUAUGUCGAGUAUGAAGGGAAGUGUUGUGGUUGUGGUGAUGACAUGGAUGAAGGAUACUGUUGUAAGGGUUGCAAUUUUGCUUUAUGUGUGACAUGUGUUGCUCUACCAACUACAACUCGACACAAAUGCGAUGAACAUGUUUUUGUACUCACUUAUAAAGAUGAUAAUGAUUAUUCAGAAUGUCAUUAUUGUGACAUUUGUGAGGAGAGAAGAAAUUCAAAUUAUUGGUUUUAUCAUUGUGCAACUUGUGAUACUUCUGCUCAUAAGGAUUGUGUUCUUGAAGACUAUCGAUAUAUCAAACUCGGGAGUACCUACAAAGAAGGAGAUCAUCCACAUCCUCUCAUCUUUGUGAAGAAGAUUUAUUACUACCCUCAAUGCAUUGAAUGUGGUGAGCCUUGUAAAGAAUUGGCUCUUGAAUGUGCUACUCUUGGAUGUAACUAUAUUGUCCAUUGGAAAUGUACAGAACCAAUUGAUCUAUGAGAGUAAUUCUCUUCUUGAGAAAAGGCAGGACAGAAGUGUUAUUGGUCAAGAUACUUGAAAACUUCCACUUAAUUUGCAAGGAAACCCAGGCAGAGUAUGGUCCAUACUUUGUUACUUGUCAUGCUUGUUAUUUUUGUAAUUAUAACUUAUUUUUCAAUUAUAAGUUUAAAUGUAAUGUAGGCAUCUGAACUUAGAAUGUGUGAGGUUUGGAUUGCUUUUGUUUAUUUAGUCUAGAAAUUCCCUUUAAUUUGACAGUGUGAUUGUAAUGACAAUA